Molecule: messenger RNA, 1170 nt
Organism: Ziziphus jujuba (common jujube)
Lineage: Eukaryota; Viridiplantae; Streptophyta; Magnoliopsida; Rosales; Rhamnaceae
Product: fasciclin-like arabinogalactan protein 12
Exons: 1
Coding region: 99-836 (245 amino acids)
Source: RefSeq, a predicted model, not a curated record
CAUUACCAUGCAUCAUACACUUCUUCAAGGACCACUCCUCCAUUGCAAUCACCAUUCUUUCGACACAUAUCCACCCUACCAGAUCAAAAAAAGAGACAAUGAAAAUGCCUCAUUUCACACUCUCACUCCUACUUCUCUUCCUUUUCCACUGCACCACAAUUUCAGGUCAGGCACCGGCAGCGUCCCCGGGACCGGCAGCUCCCCUCGAUAUCUACAAAAUCCUUACCAAAGCAGGCCAGUUCACUAUUUUGAUCCGGCUACUGAGGAGCACCCAAGUUGGUAAUCAGAUCAACAGCCAACUCGGUGACUCCAACAGUGAACUAACCUUCUUCGCCCCGACUGACAAUGCUUUCUCAAGCCUAAAAACGGGCACUCUCAAUUCCCUAUCUGAUCAACAAAAGGUUAUGCUCGUCCAGUUCCAUCUCAUUCCUUCUUUCAUUUCCAUCUCAAACUUCCAGACUAUGAGCAACCCAGUUCAGACUCAAGCCAGUAAUACCUAUGAGUUCCCACUUAAUAUUACUACCUCCGGUAGUCAAGUGAAUAUUACCACCGGACUUGUUAAUACCUCGAUUUCAGGGACUGUGUAUUCGGAUAAUCAGUUGGCCGUUUAUCAGGUUGAGAAAGUACUUCAGCCUCUAGGGAUUUUUGCACCGAGAUCUCUGCCUCCGGCGCCAGCACCGGCACCACCAAAAUCAAAGAAGAAAUCUGCAACUUCGUCCGACAGCCCGGUUGCGUCUGUUGAUGCAUCUGGGGCAGUUGGAGUUACCAGAAAUGUACUCGUUUCCGUUGGCGUUUCUAUUGUAGUUUCGGUGCUUACUGGGGCUAUAUUUUUGUGACAAAAAAAGUUUGCAGUUUUGGAUUUCCUUCAUAUUUUCUAAUGACGAAUGACGGUGGAGAAGUUGGAUUGAAUGGUAAUGAUGGACAUGGUGAGUAGGAGGCAAUGAUGGCCGCUUCAGUUGGAUCCAUUAGUAUCAUGCUCGCCGGUUUGUGAGGAAAAGAAGUACUGUUUCAGUUGAAUUUCUUGGUUUUCUUAUUUUUGGUUGCCUUUUGUAUUUGCAUUAUCUUUCUUGUUUUCUUGUAUUUACUUCGUUCAAUUUGAGCUUCUGUGUAUGGUCAAAAAUCGAUCUGUAUAAUUCAAAAGCUGUGUCCUAAGAAUUUUUUCUGGAGUCC